UUUUCUGCUCAGUCAUAAUCGCACCGCAUCUCGCAAUUACAGACGUGCGGACGACCACAUCAGAGCCGACAUUAUAAUGUCACUGGCGUGUGCCGGCCCCUAAGCCUUCCGACCACCGCCGGUGAGGCACGGAGCACCAGCAAUCACACUGGUUAGUAACAGAAACGGACAAAGCAGGGUCGCACAGGGUCAGACAUGACCGCACCGGGCCUGACCGGCCAUAGCCAGCCUGUAACCGGCUCCUACCAGUUACUACACAGCAAACUCAGAACCUCUGGCACGCUCCUUCACAAUGAGACUUGCUUUGAAACCUUAACGAAUGCCCUCUAGCCGCGUCAUGUCCCGAAAGAUAUUCGCAGCCGCGACCCCAUAGCGAUAUAACCCAGCAAGCAUCGUCUUAUGUUGCGAGUCCAACACCACCCGCCAGACUGGAAGGGCCGACCACGAGCCGUGCCUGCAGUCACCAGAGCGGCGCGCCGUCCCGCAAGAGCAGCAGCAUUUCUCGCGCCGACCGAAGCCUUGAAGACCAUGGGUCGGCCGGAGGAAGCGUCUCCCGAGUCUGGGCAGCGCAGCGACGGCGGGCGCCUGUCUGUGCAGCUGGCGGCGGCCGUGGCGGCCAGCCUCGCUUGCGGCUCCAACGCGUUCGCCAUGGGCUGGGGCGUGGUGGCCACCUGGCAGCUGCGGGACACCGCCGAGGGGGCCGGCAGGGAUCUCCGGUUCACGGACGGUCAGCGCGCCUGGCUCAACUCGGCGCUGUUCCUGGGCACGGCGUUCGGCUGUCUGCUGGGCGGCCGGGUGGCGGCGCGCUUCGGGCCGCGGCUGGCGAUGCUGCACUCGCUGCUACCGCUGGGUCUCAGCCAGGUGCUGGUCGCGCUGGCCAACAGCGCUCCGGUGCUGCUCGCCGGGAGGCUGGUGAUCGGUCUGACCAGCGGCAUCUCUGUCGGCGUGUACAUUCUCUACAUCAGCGGCACGUCCUCGCCGCGGUAUCGCGGCGCGCUGACCGUUCUGGCCGACGUCAUCUGCCUAAUGAUCAUUAUCGGCGUCAUCGCGCUGGGCGAGGUGCUCGGCUGGCGCUGGCUGGCAGCCGUCUGCGCCGCCGCCUCUGUGCUUCCUGCCGCCACCAUGCUGCUACUACUGCCGGACGACCCCGUGUGGCUCCUCAGCUGUGGCCGACUCGCCGACGCCAAACGCUCGGCGGCAGUCCUCGACCUGAACCUGGAGCUCUCUGACACCACCACACUGGACGCGGAGACUUCUGAUGGCUGGAGGCAGACUUUGGGGCUUCUAAUCCAGCGCAAAAAUCUGCUCCCACUAGCCAUUGUGCUAAUGCUCGUGCUCUUCAACACUUUCUCCGGCUACAUGGCAAUUCUCUCAUACUCGCUCGAGUUCUUCCGCAUGGCUGGCUUCCAGCUGGACGCGGCGGUCUGCUCGAUUCUGUUCUGCGCGAUCCGCGUGCUGGCUGUCCUGCUGACGUCUUCCCUGGUGGACCGUCUGGGCCGCCGCGUGCUGCUGGUGUUCAGCUGCGGCGGCGUCUCCGUCUGCUACAUGGGUCUGGUGGCCUACUACCAGCUGCCGGCGCUGCACCACCUCACCGCGCUGCCCAUCGCGCUGAUGCUGAGCGCCGGCUUCGUCUACUCGUCGGCGCUCGCCUGUCUGCCGUUCUGCCUCGCUGGCGAGAUGUUCCCGCUGCGUAUGCGGCAAGUGGACGGGGCGAUAGUCAUGUUCAGCUACAACGCGUUCAACAUGCUGGCAGGACAGGCGUUCCCGCGGACACUGGCGGCGCUGGGCGCCGGCGGUCUGUUCCUCACGCACGGGAUCAUCAUGGCUCUGGCCUGCGCGUUCACACUGCUGGCAGUCCCAGAGACCAAGGGCCUCUCGCUGGCCGCCAUUGAGACGCUGUUUGACAAGGGGAAGCCGGCGCCAGCCCCCGAUGGUAGCGAGGAGGUGUCCCGGGGACACAGCGGCCGUUGCGACGUGUCUGUCAUUGCCUGAAAGCUCGCACUGGCGCACAGGUUUAGACCAGAAAUAUUGUGCUGUGCUAGGUGACGUUCGUUACUUUUAUUGCGCUGUUUAGGUAUGUUCUGCACCGAAUGAGGGUUUCAGGGUAGGUGAGUGGUUAUACUGCAGUGAUCGCUUAAUAAAAUGUUGGCAGAUUAAUUCUGGU
Molecule: messenger RNA, 2164 nt
Organism: Amphibalanus amphitrite
Lineage: Eukaryota; Metazoa; Arthropoda; Thecostraca; Balanomorpha; Balanidae
Product: facilitated trehalose transporter Tret1-2 homolog
Exons: 1
Coding region: 400-1992 (530 amino acids)
Biological process (GO): transmembrane transport
Cellular component (GO): membrane
Molecular function (GO): transmembrane transporter activity
Source: RefSeq, a predicted model, not a curated record